AGCAGAUUUAGCAGAAGGAGAAGAUUCUUCUGCAGGAGCGUCGCAGUGAAAGACUGCUGCCUGCUAGCAAUCAAAAUGCCGGUCAUAAAUGUAGAAGAUCUGACCGACAAAGACAAAGCUUUGAUGGAAGUGAACCAACUUAAGACUGAAGUGAAACUUCAGCGGUGGAUGACAUCAAAAUGCUGCGAGGAGAUCAAGGACUACAUUCAGGCCGGAGUGGAUGAGGACACUCUUGUCAAGGGCAUUUCAGAGGAGAAGAACCCCUUUAAGGAAAAAGGUGGUUGCGUCCUUUGUUAGACUGAACAUGAAGAGUUCUUCAUAUCUACGAUUAGACGCCAAGGACAUUUUCUUGCCCUCACAAAAUGGAUUUGCAGACUGAGAAACUAGAAGGGCAGAAGAAGUGACACAACUUCCUUGUAAAUGACAUUCCCCGGCUUUGACAGAAUUAUAGAUUUUUUUUUUUCAUAAGCGAAUAUCUGACAGUUACCCUCCAAUAAAUAUGCUUCUUAAUAACUGAACUUGACUCGAU
Corythoichthys intestinalis (scribbled pipefish) is the source of this 529-nucleotide messenger RNA. RefSeq names its product guanine nucleotide binding protein (G protein), gamma transducing activity polypeptide 1 (gene gngt1). NCBI's taxonomy places the organism in Eukaryota, Metazoa, Chordata, Actinopteri, Syngnathiformes, Syngnathidae. The annotation marks the transcript as partial. Gene Ontology annotation, cellular component: heterotrimeric G-protein complex. The record is from RefSeq and is a predicted model, not a curated record. Gene Ontology annotation, molecular function: G-protein beta-subunit binding. Gene Ontology annotation, biological process: G protein-coupled receptor signaling pathway. The transcript is spliced from 3 exons.